This is a messenger RNA of Neocloeon triangulifer, 1960 nucleotides long. Its product is annotated as Kruppel-like factor 3. The transcript is spliced from 3 exons. Bases 273 to 1406 code for a protein of 377 amino acids. Lineage: Eukaryota; Metazoa; Arthropoda; Insecta; Ephemeroptera; Baetidae. The record is from RefSeq and is a predicted model, not a curated record. Gene Ontology annotation, biological process: regulation of transcription by RNA polymerase II. Gene Ontology annotation, molecular function: RNA polymerase II cis-regulatory region sequence-specific DNA binding; DNA-binding transcription factor activity, RNA polymerase II-specific.
GCGGAGAGGAGCGUGCUCGCGAGCUGAAAUUUCGGAAGGAAACCCGAGCCAAACGCACGUGUUGGUCGCUCGCCCGCUCGCCUGUCCGAAUUGUGCCCCGCGUGUGGUUUUCGCAAGAUGCACAGUGCAUGACCGCGAGCCGAGGAAAAGUAGUGCCAACGCGUCGCGCGAAACCAGAGAGCCCCAGACGCUGAAUCCGCCGCUCCAAAAUGUUGCACGAUGGCUGAUUUCGCUGAGAGUGCGGCACAGCACUUCCACUUCUAGACUUUUGUAUGGUGCACUCUUUGGGACCACCUGCACAAUUUCUGCACCCAGACAAUAAGCCCACUAAGCCCCGACACAUGUGGCAGGACAUUGAGAGCGUGCUCUCAGGCGACCCUGAGCAACAGCGGGGCCUUCAAUCCGCAAUCGGCCCAGCCGGACCAACCCCUCCAGCGGCAACCCCCUACCAGUACCCCUCACCAAUGGCCAGCAGCGACAAGUACUCGUACCCUGAGUACAACUCAGGGUACCACCACUUCUCCCCUAGUCCGAGCAUUCAUCUCAACAACCCCGACCAACCCCUCCAUCCACAUCACCCCCACCAGCUCGCGCAGCAACAGGUGCACAUAAAAAACGAACCGGACGACGCUCGUUAUGAGCCCACCCUGAGUCAGGUCGUCGACCUCAACAGCAACCCGUACGCUGGCCACCCCUACCCGAUGGACACGAAACCGGGGUACAACCAACCCCACCAGUUCAACUACCCCCAAAUCCACGGGCAGGGGCAGGACUCGUCGUACAACGGCACCAUGACCAUCGUCCCCACCCAAAACUCCUUCCACUCGCCCCCCUCCAGUCCUGACAAUCACCCUCACGCGGUGCUCCGCGCCCCCUACCCCCAUUCUGACAUGAUGCAGUGGCACCCUCAGAAUGCAACCCCCCACCGCUUGGCGGCACACUACCCCUCCGGCCUCAGGGUCAUGACCCCUCCAGCCUCCCCUCACCUCGCCAACCUGCUGAACCACCGCCACCACAUGCAGCACCCCCCUCCGCAGGUGACCAACUACCUGGGCACCAACCCCGCCCAAAUGGACGUCGUCCAGCCGCCGCCCGCCAAACCGAAACGGGGCAGACGUCGCUGGGGCCGGAAAAAGGUGACCACGCACACGUGCACCUACGCCGGCUGCGCCAAAACCUACACCAAGUCCUCGCACCUCAAGGCCCACCUGAGGACGCACACGGGGGAAAAACCGUACCUGUGCUCGUGGAAGGGCUGCGGCUGGAAGUUCGCCAGGUCCGACGAACUCACCAGGCACUACAGGAAGCACACCGGCGACCGACCCUUCCAGUGCAGACUCUGCGAAAGGGCCUUCUCCAGGUCGGAUCACCUGGCCCUGCACAUGAAAAGACACAUCGCUGUUUGAUAUUGACUCAUGAUUAAAGUACGCGGAUCUCUUGAUUUUUAUACUGAAAAAUUAUUUUUAAAAUGUUUUUUACUAUAAUAUUAUGAUGUCGUGCUGGAGUGUGAGCAAAAUUAAAAAGAAUUAUUUUUGAAAAAGUAAAAUAUUCAGAGGAAGACUGCUGCCGCCGAGUCGAGUUUUGCAUUAUGUACAUUAUAUAUUUUUGCAAAUCAUAAUCUCUCUCUCUCUUGGUAAGAAUAACUCAGUACGAGUUGCAUUCCUCUCUCUGUGAUAAUAAACGCACCCUUCUCAGUGUAAACGUCAAAUAUUUUAAUAAGAUAAAUUCCACGCACGCACCGGCUUUUCUGCAUCCUUUCGACGAUGACUUGCUGAAAGCUGUAUCAUUCCAAGCCGUCUCUAUUUAUUGCCCGUUAAUUUAUUUUCCGCCUCACUCUCUCUUUUUUUCUGGAAAAAAAUCCAUGUAUAUUUUAUGUCGCACAUCACACACAGGAAAUUUGUUGUAAAUAUCGUACCAGGAUAAAUAAAUAAAAGGUCGCUCGAGGCGCGAGCGAGCGUUU